GCGCGACUUCGCAAUCAGUAUCGAGUUCCGUCCGCACGGGUGAAGCACGAAACGACACUUUCGCAAAAAUCGGUGCCGAAAUGUUUUUUGCCGCUGUCCUGGCCGGCGUUGCAUUGGGGGUGGUCAGCGCCGCCCCUUUGGAGCCUUACUCCAGCAGGUACGAGCACAUCAACGCCGAUAUGAUUUUGAAUAAUAAGAGACUGAUGACUUAUUAUGCCACGUGCAUGUUGUCCAAAGGGCCGUGUCCGCCGGAAGGGUUGGAAUUUAAACGAAUUCUUCCUGACGCCAUUAGAACCAACUGCAUCAGAUGCACGGAAAAACAAAAGACGGUCACCCUUCGCACAAUCAAACGUCUAAUGAAAGAGUACCCGAAAAUCUGGAGCCAACUCGCCACCAUCUGGGACCCAAAAGGAAUCUACGUUCCGAAAUUCAUCCGAACGUUCGAUAUCCACGGAUUACCUCUACCAACUCAACCAUCUCCAACUGAAGCAGCUGUGUUUGUAAUAGGCAACAGGUUCGGGGAUACCGAAGAAAACGAAGUAGCAUCGGUGCCCACCACAACUGUCAAAUAUAUCGCCCCCCCUCAGAGCACCUCCAAAACUGUCAACGCCAUAUCUAACACCUCCAAACCCACAAAAACUACAACUACCACAACUCCUCCUCCGCGUCCAGUAUCCACCACUACCACUACUAACAAACCGACAAAAAAACCCGCCACGACUGGAUUUGUUAACCCUAAUGUUCGUCAUACGGAAAACUUAAUCCGCUCAAUCGUUCGGGAAAUAUACAUGUUCAAACUUCGGUAUUUUAAUACAAUUUUGAAAGGACGGUAGAUGAAGGGGACGAGUUCCUCUUUGGUAGAAGCUUGGUGGUAGUUGACGAAAAAAAGAGAACCUGAACUGAAUAGAAGAUAAGGAACGGUUGGUACCUAAUCUUGGUUUAUGAAAUAGAGCUGAGCUUAAUUAAUAAUAUUUAUUUGUUAGCUGAAUUAGAUGCUUUUAGAAGCAAUAUUUAUUAGGGUGACUGAUUUAACACUUGUUUGUUUUUAAUAUUUUGGCACUUUGGUUAAUGAAUAAUUUUAGUAGCCAAAAUUCACUUUUUUUGUUGAUUCCUGACUAACAUUUAAUUAAUUCACUGCUUGAUAUUUAAUUUUUAAUAAAUUCGUAUCUUAUAGAUAAAAAACCUUGCCAUUUAUUGUUAAUUUUUAUACAAUUGUCUAAAUGUUGCAUAAUACCCAUGUGAUAUUUGUUU
This is a messenger RNA of Brassicogethes aeneus, 1251 nucleotides long. Lineage: Eukaryota; Metazoa; Arthropoda; Insecta; Coleoptera; Nitidulidae. The record is from the annotation of a GenBank genome assembly.